Molecule: messenger RNA, 482 nt
Organism: Durio zibethinus
Lineage: Eukaryota; Viridiplantae; Streptophyta; Magnoliopsida; Malvales; Malvaceae
Source: RefSeq, a predicted model, not a curated record
UUGAUAUGCCCGAAAUAAGUCCACCAUUAAUGCAGAGAAGCUGUAUUCUUCCUAUUACAUUGCAUAGACUAUCUUCCGGCUGCUAUAAAUACCAAGCUCAGAUUCGGAAUCGAGGUCAUCCGUGUCCUCAUCAUCAAGGUUUUCUACGAUGUAAUGGUUUAAGCCAUGGGCUUCCAGCAGCUGGAAUGGUGGCCCCAGCAAUUAUCAGCAUGAUCGUAUCUGUCAGCUGGAAGGUUUUUUGCUUGGAAUAUGACCCUUGCUGCUUAUUUAUUUGGGAAAGAAAUUUGGGACUUCGGCGCUGGACUUGUUGCUGCAAUGGAACUUUCAAGAACAUUGAAUGCUCCUUUCACCUAAAAGGAUGAGCUAAAUUUCUCUUGAAUCUCUCUGUUGAUUUGGCUUUCUGGCCUAUAAAAGGGGAGAUUGUUAUAGGUCCCAUAAAAACUUUGUUUAUGAAUGAGAUGGCAAAUGGACUUGACAAUUCC